GGGUGUUGUUUGUCGCCUGUGCGCAUUUGUCUGCUCUCUUGACGACGCAUGUACAUUUGGGAUAUCAUUUCUCGCGUUUUCGUCAUUUGUCGGUUUUCGACUAUCUGGCGCAAUAAGUGGUGAAAGAACCAUCAGCCAUCUGCUGUGAAACAAGGAGAGAAGCAGAGAAGAGAGAGAGGAGAGAGAGAGAGGUCCCGCCGACUUCCGGGAGGUUGUCGUGGCUGCGCGAUUCUGCGGAGUCGUGACGGCCAUCGCUGACCUCUCGGCUGUGGGUGAUUCCAACCACCGUUUCUUUCUUGCUUCUCUCUGUCUGUCUCUCUCUCUCUCUCUCUCGCUCGCGCCCUCUCUGUGCGGCCAUAUACGUCCAGGAAAGUGCUAUCUGUACUCUCUUACGUGCGUGGUUUCGUCCCUUCGGUCGUUCUUGCAAGGCGGACAAGAAGAUGGCAGCGGCGGGGGAGAAGAAGCCGAUGAGCGCCGGGGCAGCGAUCUGGGCAACGGCGAAGCCUUUCGUAAAUGGGGGCUUGUCGGGCAUGGGCGCCACGUGUGUCAUUCAGCCAAUUGAUAUGGUUAAGGUCCGCAUUCAACUGGGUCAAGGUUCUGCCGUCUCCGUGACAAAGGACAUUAUCGCUAAGGAAGGAUUUGGCGCGCUUUACAAGGGAUUGUCGGCAGGGUUGUUGCGACAGGCCACUUACACCACUGCCAGGCUGGGAACCUUCAGGGCUCUUUCGGAUAUGGCCGUGAAGGCCAAUGAGGGACGCCCUCUUCCAUUGGCACAGAAAGCCAUCAUCGGGUUGACAGCUGGCGGUAUGGGUGCAUGCAUCGGAAGUCCGGCGGAUUUGUCAUUGAUUCGUAUGCAAGCUGAUGCCACCCUACCUCCUCAUCAACGGCGCAACUACACCAGUGUGUUUAAUGCGCUGUCCAGGAUCACAAAGGAUGAGGGUGUGUUGGGACUGUGGAGGGGAUCUGGACCCACGGUGGUUCGAGCCAUGGCACUCAACAUGGGAAUGCUGGCCUCCUAUGACCAGGCUGUGGAGUUUUUCAGAGAUUCUCAAGGAUUUGGGGAAUACCAGACCGUUUUAGCGAGCGGUGUCGUGUCCGGAUUCUGUGCAUCGUUCUUCAGUUUGCCGUUCGAUUACGUGAAGACCCAGAUUCAGAAGAUGCAGCCUGGGCCUGAUGGGAAGAUGCCAUACUCAGGUUCCCUGGAUUGUGUCUGGAAGACGCUUAAGUCCGGCGGGCCGCUGAAGUUCUACACGGGAUUCCCCACGUACUUCAUCAGGAUUUCGCCUCAUGUCAUGAUCACAUGGGCGCUGUUGAACCAGUUUCAGAAGAUUCAGAAAGAGAUGGGCCUUUGAGAAGAGCGAGAAGGAUGCAUUCUCUUACCCUUGCAGUUGGCUUCGGGGGCCUUCGGGGGGCUUCGGGGGGCUUUUGGAUGAUUUGUGAGUGUGAUGAAUGGGGAGAGAAGUUUUGUAGGGCUUCUACUAUUCUUACCUGCAUGGUAUCGUCCAGGUACACAUCACAGAAACGUUCAGGCACACAUCGGAGAAACCUUCUCACUCCGCUCUUCUGCGGCGACAGGCAUUUUGAUUCUUCUGCGCCGCUUCGUCUGCGACGACGUGCCUUUCAAGAUGGUGGUUCCUUUAUUGGGGGGAAGAGUUGGUCCUGUUCAGUAGGCAAACGUUGUUCUCCAUUGGGAGAGAGAGGUUGUAGUCUCACUAGCAGCAGACACAAUCCUCCCCCUGCCCCCCACUGUGGUCCCGUCUCUCCCCCCCUUUUCCCUUUUGCCUCCCUCCUCCGGGUGAGGGCUUUGCUAUCUAUUGCGAACCAAGCAGUAGGCAUAACAACUGUUUAUUUUGAAAUCCUUAGCUAGAGGAUGUUGAGCUUCUUCAGAAAUGGCCUUCUCGUUGGAAUAGGAGAGAAGGGAGGGAGGAAGUGGUUGAAAGGCCAUGUCCUGAACGAUAGAGGGAAGGAGAUGGAUGCCGGUCAGUAAUUUCUCUCCCUAGAUCAGUUGUCAUCGUCAUUGUGGAAGCUUCUCUCUUUCCAGUUAUUAGUGCUUGCAAUUGUUCUUUUUUCUUGUCUCAUCUAGUCAGACAAACAGGCGUUGCACAGUUUUGAUUCGCCGAACCUUUGGAACUUUCCUAUUGGUUCUGGAUGUUCAUUCCGUUGUACGGUCUGAACCUGGUCCUGGUCAGGGACUGUAUACUUACGUGUCAGCACUUUCUUAGUCUUGCCCCUGCCCCAAGUCUGAACACAUCGGCAAUUGGCAGUGCUAGCUUUUAGAAAGAAGGAGAGAGACCCUGACAAUGCUGAAGGAUGGGGCACUCUCCUGUAAAGUAGAACGUCCCGCACAUCCGCCUCCUCCUCAUGGUACUCUCCUGUUUUGUCUGUUCUGAUUCAUUAGGCCUUCCGCUGUAGUGGUCAACAAGAAUUCUGUCAGCGACUCAGCGCUGCUUAGCUUGACACUUGAGGAUGCGAGAGAGCUGUUUACUGCUUUUUUUGCUUCUUUUUUGUUUUUCUUGUUUCUCCUUUGUUUUUUCAAAGUCCUUUUGUUUUCUGCAGUCUGUGGAUGACCGACCAAUAUGCCCUGCCCUUGUUCCUUCAGUUCUUGGGACCUUGGGUACACCAAGUCCAUCCAAGUCCCGCUGCUUGGGACCUUGGGUAGCUGACUAAGUCCCCCCAAAUCCCGCUUCUUGGAACCUUGGGUAGUUGACCAAGUCCUGCCAAGCCCCGUGCUUGUUUGCUGAGAAUAGGUGACGGUUGAAGUUUUGUCGAGGAGGAGGUAAGCAGAGUUAUUAACCAUUUUGGAGGCUUUGAUGCUCUGUCUGUUUGGAUUGCUGCGGAGAAAAGUCGAGGGUUAGCCUGGUUAGGUAGGAGGAGUGGAGUGUAAAUCUGCACCCUCAGUGUCUUCUACAGUUUUCGUAAUAUGCCCUGGGGGAAAGUUGGAAGGGGUUUUCUUUAAGGCUUGGGCUUGAGGGAGUUGGGUCAAAGUAGGAUUUUUCUCGGGGGAGAGGGGAGGGGCGGGUCCGGGGGGCGAGGAAAGGUGGGAGGAAGGGGCAAUGCAGAGCCUCCAGUGUUUAUUCUAUAGGUAGUAGAUCCCCUGUGAAAUGCUUAAAUCGGUUUGAACUUCGAAGCUUAAGGAGCUUUGAAAGCUUCAAGGGGGGGGUGAGGGAGUUGAUUGGCAUUGGUGGCCACCACUGCCUCUGUUCCAUUCGGCUAUUGAUUAACACUUUCCUGUUCUUCAGCUAGGAGUGCAAGUCUGGAGAUUGCAGUUUAGAAAAGUGCAAAAAUCUGGAAUUGUGGAAUUACUCAAUGGAUUGUUGUGUGCCAUAUGCAAUUGAUUUGUAUUUUUAUAUAUACCAUCUCAAGGUCCGUGUUCGCGCCCGUGAGAGAGAGAGAGAGAGAGAGAGAGGAGUGGGUUAUGACUUUGGAAUGUUGUGAGUUGUGCAUGUGCAGGCUGAAGGAAUUCUCUGCCCUGGAAAGGCAUGGUAACUUCAGAAUGCUGUGAUUUUGUGAGGGGGUUGGGUGCAUGUGGUCUCAUAAAUGCCAAACU
Messenger RNA from Chara braunii, 3547 nucleotides. The record is from the annotation of a GenBank genome assembly. NCBI's taxonomy places the organism in Eukaryota, Viridiplantae, Streptophyta, Charophyceae, Charales, Characeae.